GGAGCUACUUAAAGGCAAGCGUGAUCUCCUCUGUCGUCGUGCUUCUCCCAACGCCGCACUGCUAACGUAGCCAACAUGCAGGUCGCUGUCCUACUCGCUCUCCUGGCUUCCACGGUCGCCUCCCCCUUGUACGUGAUCAGCCCCUCCUCUUCCAUCUCGGGUCCCAUCUCCUACUCUUCCUUGGCAUCGCCUUCCUUGUACAACCCAGGAGCGUACGUGUACAGAUCAGGCAUCCCCAGCGUGGUGUUUGAGUCUCAACACCCCACGACCUACGUGGCCUCCAGCGGCGCCAAGCCAACUAUUUAUUACAGGAGCGCGUACGUUGCGCCUUCCGCGGGCUCCUACAUAGCAUCCUCGGGGCCAGUCGUGAAGACGUAUGCUGCUGGUGAUGUCUCCAAGACCUACGUUGCUGGCGAAGGCCCCAAGACAUACAUUGCCGUGGAUGGCGCAAAGGCAUACAAGGCUGAUGCUGGCGUAAAGACGUAUACUGCUGCUGAUACUUCGAAGGUUUACCUCAAAGCUGACACUCCCAAGGUGUAUUCUGUUGGUGAUGCCUCAAAGGCCUACGUUGCCGUGGAUGCCGCAAAGGCAUACAAGGCUGAUGCUGGCGUAAAGACGUAUACUGCUGCUGACACUUCGAAGGUUUAUCUCAAAGCUGACACACCCAAGGUCUACUCUGUUGGUGAUGCCUCAAAGGCCUACGUUGCUGCUGCCCCUAAAGUUUAUUCCGUAGGUGAAGCAUCAAAGACCUACAUUGCCGCCGAAGCCCCAAAGACGUACACAGCCGUUGACGCUUCCAAGAAAUAUUUCAUCCCCGUUGCUGCAAAGACGUACUCUGCUGGUGAAAAACCCAAAGGCUACGUAGCAGCAGUUGCUCCCCAGGCCUACGCCAGAGGUGCCAAGACAUACCAGAAAAACGAAGGCGCGAGCCUCAAGACCUACUAAAAACCCAGCAUCAAAUGGACUUCAUAGGAUGAAGAAUUAAUUUUUUGAAACUUUAAUUAAAUGGUUGGACGUUAUUCUCCAAAUUCUGAUGUAUUUGUGAAUCAUUCAUAAGCUAUAAAAAAAUCCCAAAUCGCA
Molecule: messenger RNA, 1080 nt
Organism: Hyalella azteca
Lineage: Eukaryota; Metazoa; Arthropoda; Malacostraca; Amphipoda; Hyalellidae
Exons: 2
Coding region: 76-945 (289 amino acids)
Source: RefSeq, a predicted model, not a curated record